AUGCAGCCAUCACUCAACAUCCCACUUAUAGCGACGGACUCUCAGGAGCUGACCAGGAAGGAGCAGGAGGGCCACACAUCCUACAGCCCCUGCCUGUCCCACCACUCUGCUCCCCAGAGCUCUCUGCCAGGUCCUUCACACCACAACCUCGUGCCCUACGUCCCGGAUCAAAGCGCGCAGCAAGCCAAGAGUCAUGCUGAUCACACCUUGCCCCAGCUCCUGAACAACGAGGGGUCCUUGCUUGCCUACUCGGGCUACGGGGACACGGACGCCAGGGUCACCGCGGCCAUCGCCAGCAACAUCUGGGUGGCCUACGACAAGAACGGCCACCAGGCAUUCAAUGAGGACAACCUCAAAUUCAUCCUCAUGGACUGCAUGGAGGGGCGAGUGGCCAUCACCCGGGUGGCAAACCUGCUGCUCUGCAUGUACGCGAAGGAGACGGUUGGAUUUGGGAUGCUGAAGGCCAAGGUAACGCUGGUGGGGAGGGGACUGCGGGGGCCCCAGGGCCGUGCAUGGUGCCAGGACUGUGCAUGGUGCUGGAGAGGUGGGGUCAUGGGAACCUUGUGAGGUUCUACAAGGCCAAGGGCAAGGU
Egretta garzetta (little egret) is the source of this 592-nucleotide messenger RNA. Its product is annotated as ragulator complex protein LAMTOR2. Bases 1 to 567 code for a protein of 188 amino acids. The record is from RefSeq and is a predicted model, not a curated record. Gene Ontology annotation, molecular function: guanyl-nucleotide exchange factor activity; molecular adaptor activity. Gene Ontology annotation, biological process: cellular response to amino acid stimulus; positive regulation of TOR signaling. NCBI's taxonomy places the organism in Eukaryota, Metazoa, Chordata, Aves, Pelecaniformes, Ardeidae. Gene Ontology annotation, cellular component: Ragulator complex. The transcript has 4 exons.